This is a messenger RNA of Didymodactylos carnosus, 1374 nucleotides long. Lineage: Eukaryota; Metazoa; Rotifera; Eurotatoria; Philodinida; Philodinidae. The record is from the annotation of a GenBank genome assembly.
AUGUUUUCAGCCUCGCCAUCGUCGUCCGCAAGUUCUUUAUGCUCAGUUGAACAAAAUAAUGAAAAUGACGGAGAAACUACACAAGGCGUUUCAAGUGCAUACAAUUACACGUUCAAUUUAACAUCGGACCAUUUGUCACACAUUAAACAAAAUCCACAAGAACCAAGACAAAUCCAGAAUCUGUAUGCGAAAACCUCGACAAAUUUUCCACGUUGUUGCUGUUUAUUGCAACUCUAUCGUAAUAUUACUAAAGUGCUGGACACUAAUGCCGUUUCACAACAUGUUGUUUUUGACGAAGGUCAUCGGGAAAAGAAAAUUAUCAAUAAAGACUUCGUUCGAGAGGGGAAAAUGAAAGUAGAAGAAUUAUUUUGGGCAACGACAGGGCGCACGUCAGAUGACCCAAGCUUACCAGUUAUCGUUAUCGAGAAAGAAACUUGUAUAGCUGCUUGGGAGUGGUAUUCAUUUUUAUUUGGUAAUGCACUUACAUUAUUCCAUACACCAACAUCACAGUCAGUUGCAACAAGUUCAAAACCAAAAACACCAUCAAAUGUGCAAAAAAUUCUCAAUAUUGAGUUUAAUAUUUUCAUGCGUAGUGCAUUGACAGCAAAAGUUCCAGAUACAGGAAAAACCGCUCCAUUCCAUAAUAGUCCGCAUUUACUGGAUCCAGCGUUACAAAAAUUGUUAAGUGAUGGUACUAUUAUACAAGGUUAUUUUCUUCUCGAUUCAAAACAACACAAACACCUCUCGUAUAUGAAAUUACCUGUACCAGUUGCUAAACAGAACAGAGAUGUUUUUGAAAAAAAUUUUACCACCUAUCAAAUAUCGUUAGAGACAUAUGAAGAAAACUAUUUCCAUGAAAAAAAGCCGUCAAAUCAAGUUUUAUCCCAAGAAGCUGUCGACAUGUUUCGACAACGUGCAGAGCUCGUGCCAAGUUAUCACAAGCAUCAAGAACUGACUGAAAUCAUUGAUAAUUAUCUUAAAUCUGGUGAAAUCGUUGCCCUUGUGAAGAAAGAUAAAGAAGGCAAACGUAUAACAUGUUAUGAAGUUUCUCACACAGCAACGGCAUUCCAGUCACAAACAACGCCGAUAACCGUGAAGGCAACCACAACAAAUCAAGCGGCAGCGAGCAAUCAGCAAACCAUCGAAGCACACAACGCUUCAAAAGCGCCCGAACUAAAACUCACAACAGUGUCAACAACGGCCUCAACAUCUCUUUCACCACCAACAUCAAAUUUUGACCUACAAAAUCCAUUGUUCCAGGAUGACUCGAGAUCCACGCCACAACAACUUCGAACCUUAAUUAAAAUAACGUCUGCGGGUAUGCAAAAAAAACACUACUUGAACAAUUUACAUCUGACCGCCACUGAAUCCUAA